AUGGCGUCUCUGUCACCGGACAGACAUCAUACUUUCAUUUCUUCCACCGUGGACAUGAAACGUGGCUGUUCAGACGAAGCCUCGUCUUCAAGGAUUUUGCCCCUCGAAGAACAGAAUCAAUUUUCCUAUAGCGGGGGCAGAAUUUUUUCCUCACAAGAUUGGAUGAACCCAGGGGAUUUGUAUGAGAUUCCAGGGAAAAGAUAUCCGAACAUGGACCAACGAAGCUCUCCUGAAGAAGUACUUCUAGAUGCCUACAAGAUGCCUUCAGCAAAGAACGGUCUCAUGGAGGUGGUAACGGAGGACAUUCUGAAUCCAUGCGUGGAGAUGUCUCCCAGUCUGACUCUUCUCAAUGUGCGGUCGCCAAGUGAUAAUAAUGGACACCAUGUUCCUCCAAAAUGUGACAGAGAACUAGAAUACCAUCUGAGAAGAUCUCCCAACAGCAAACUGGAGAAACUCAAGGAAAAGAUAAGAGAACAAAGACAGAGACAUGAAACCCUCAAUGAGAAGCCACUAAAGCCAUGGCCAGCGCCCCAACCCAUGAGCAACCAAGUCUUGAAACGGAAGGUAUGCAAGAUGACCUUCGUCCCUCCAUCCCGCACUCACAAAGGUUUACGUGGCUCGCAUCAGGCAACUUCAUCCAGUAACGGACGUGCAGCGACUGAAGAAUUCAAGGGUCCAAAGGAAGGGGGCAGUGCCAAUAGUAGAGACCCCCAUCAGAUAGUUUCCAAACCACGGAUCAAGAAAGUCAACAGCCGGAGGAGUCCAGUUUCUCGGAAGUUGCCCUUUGACUCCCCAUCACCGGAAAAAAAAUCAAGAAGGGCCGAUCUUUACGGACCCUCGGCUUGGAGAGAAGGUCAAAAGCUGGUUCGGAGAAUACUCGGACCCCCGCCUGUUACCUCUAAGACCCCGCGGGCUCCUGCUGGAGAGGAUCAGACAACCCGGAGCCCAGGGAAAUGUAAAAGUAUCAGUCAAAAAACGGAAAAAAUCCGCCAUAUUUAUAAGCUAUCCUCCGAGGCCGUGGAAAUGGGUUCAGGCGAUGGUGUGAUGUCCGCUCUACAAGGGGGGGCUUCUGGAAAACCGGGAAAGAAAAGUACCCCGGGAAACCAAAAGGAGGCCCUACCAAGAGGGGAGACCAAAAACGUGCGGACUGAUUUAGGUGCCACGGUCCAAAAGGGCCCCGAUAAAGAAAAUGUCACCAAGAACGAAGGAAGACCCCAAAAAUCCUGUAGCUACAGCGUGGAGGAGGUGCGAGACUUCAUGAGGAAGAAGAACAUGGAGAGGGUCCAAAGAGAGCGCGAAGGCAAGAGUGACAUCCAAAAGGCUUCUCGGCUGAGGCAGAAACGGCUGCAGGACGUCUUCAAGAAGCAAAAAGCCGCUUUCCCGCCAAGAAGGAACGCCGUAGUACCCUCAAAGAACCUCAGAAGACCACCUUGUGCCGCUCCCUGCCCGACAAGUGAUGGAAAAAACGUAUCUGAAUGGGUGAAGAUAAGAACUUCCGAUUUACUCAGAGAAGAAGAAGAAGAUGGGAGCAGGAAAUGCACGGCUCUGGGCAAAGAACCCAAUCACGAUGAAUGUUCUAGUCCGCUUAGCCUUCAAGAUUUGGAUACCGUCACCGUGGCAUUAGACAAAAACCCCACCUGGAAACGGGAAAUGGAGAUACCUUCUACUUCUUCAUCUCCGAAGAGAGCCCCGGAGCUUUCUCCGCAUAGGAACAGCCAGGAACGUCUCAGAACUAUUUGGGCCAUGGCCAAGGAACUCGGGGAAAGAGUUGACUUGGAAAGCAGCCGACUAGACGCAAGACAAGGUCCUCAGAACCCAGACAGUAAUGGCUUGCCUGGAAGCCACCACAAAUGGCUUCCAACCUUCUCUCCAAAAACAGGACUGGCGGUUGAGGGCACCUCCGUGGGCCACACCAUGGACCCAAGUAAUGUUUUGUAUGCUAGGUCUGGCCUCGCUGUGAACGAUGAUGCUAUUGAGAAGAAACCACGUCGGGCCAACAAAGGUUACCAUGGCGGCCAAACGUCUCCGGCGUGGAGAAAUUACCGGUCUCGGGAACACAGUCUGGUCAAUCGGUCUCUUGGCUCACCAAAAAUAUCACCGAAAUACCGAAGUGGCGCUCUGACCGAAACAGCAGUCGGAUCAGAGUUAAAAAGUCCAAAAGCCAGACGGAAAAGGAUCUCUUCUCCUUAUAGUCAAAAAGCCUGCAUGGGUAAGAAUGGAACAGCAGCUUUACAGAAGAGUUUAUCGUACAUCGAGGAGACUGAAGAGUUUUGGGAAUCCCGUAAGGAGGAAGAAGCGGAUCCCAGACGUCCCCUGGAGGAACCGUUGACUUGUGCGAUGGACUGGCCUCCAACCAAGAUGGAUAUCCUGCGGAAUAUAAAGGUAUCUUAG
Molecule: messenger RNA, 2391 nt
Organism: Spea bombifrons (plains spadefoot toad)
Lineage: Eukaryota; Metazoa; Chordata; Amphibia; Anura; Pelobatidae
Product: coiled-coil domain-containing protein 187-like
Exons: 12
Coding region: 1-2391 (796 amino acids)
Biological process (GO): microtubule anchoring
Cellular component (GO): centrosome
Molecular function (GO): microtubule binding
Source: RefSeq, a predicted model, not a curated record